Molecule: messenger RNA, 1483 nt
Organism: Durio zibethinus
Lineage: Eukaryota; Viridiplantae; Streptophyta; Magnoliopsida; Malvales; Malvaceae
Product: transcription factor MYB111-like
Source: RefSeq, a predicted model, not a curated record
ACUUAUUUUAUAAUCAUCCUACGCAAUAAUCUCUGUUAGGCAACAAAAUUAGCAAAGGAUUUUCUCAGGCAGCACUGCUACUAUGUCUACAUCAUCUCUCUGUCUUAUUUAACCUGUUUCUCUACGUUCAAAUUCUAGCAAGGCCUAGGCAUAACAUUAAGCACCACCCUCUUCUCUCUCUCUUUCUCUGAUCUUCAGUUCAAGGCCAUUGGGGAGUGAAUGUGGGAGGGUAAAGAUAGAGAUGGGGAGAUCUACAUGUUGUGAGAAGGUGGGGUUGAAGAGAGGGAGAUGGACAGCAGAGGAAGAUGAAAUAUUAGCAAAUUACAUUCAUGCAAAUGGGGAAGGGUCCUGGAGAUCAUUGCCCAAGAAUGCAGGUUUGUUGAGGUGUGGGAAGAGCUGCAGGCUAAGAUGGAUAAACUACUUGAGGGCUGACUUGAAGCGAGGGAACAUCACUGCUCAAGAGGAAGAAACCAUUGUUAAGUUGCAUAGUGCUUUGGGAAAUAGGUGGUCUCUAAUUGCUGCACAAUUACCAGGACGAACAGACAACGAGAUUAAGAAUUACUGGAACUCUCAUUUAAGCCGAAAAAUUUACAGUUUCACCAAGAUAAUAAAAGAUACCAAACCAAGCAACAUUGGUGCUGUAACAACCGCAGGAGAAGGCAAGCGAAGAGGCGGUCGAACCAGCCGCUCAGCCAUGAAAAGACACAAGUUGGCUUUGAUGUCACUAGGUAUUCCUAAGACUGUUACCCCUAAUGAGGUUUUUGAUCCCGCUGCACAAGAAAACAGCCCUGGGGGACAAGUCCGGGACAGCAAGGACAUGACAAAUAUGCAACCUGAGGACAAUGAUGACCCUGAUUCAGCAGUACUAGAAGGUAGAAGAAACCUUGGAAUGCAUGGCUCUUGCAUGCACAGCAGUGCAAGGCCUGCAGGCAAUUAUGAUGAAAGGCAAAGCACAGGAAUAGCAUUAAGUUCCGGUAAAGAAAGCUCUAGCGUUGCGGUUGAAAUGUACGGCUGCAGCGAGAGAGAAACUGAGGAGGUUCUGGGACCAUACGAGUGGCUAGACAAUGAAAUAAAGCGCCUUCGCAGUAUCCUGCAAAGUGAAGGUGUGCAUCCCAGUGGGAACCAUGCAGGCUCGAUCACCACAAAUGGAGAAAAUGAGGUCAGGGUUAUUAUAACUGAACAGGACAGGGACGUUAAUGGGAUCCAAAAAGGUGCUAAAAAUGAUGAUCAAGAAAUAGAAAGCUAUGGCAUCUGGAGCUCAUCAAAUGCAGAGAUGACUGAUGGGGAAUGGCAGAUUCGUAAUUCUUCAUCACCAGGGAAUUCAGUGUUUGAUGAUCAUGAAUGGGUUGACUGGGAAAAUUUUGGUGGUGGUUUCCAGUACUAUGAUGAUGAUCAAUUCCCAUUAUGGGAUGAUUCAGGUAAGGUUCUUUGUUGGUUAUUGGAUGGUGACAAUGCUGAUGAAGCUGGAGACGCACCAAAUUAA